Messenger RNA from Triplophysa rosa, 1483 nucleotides. RefSeq names its product transmembrane protein 120Ab (gene tmem120ab). Gene Ontology annotation, biological process: fat cell differentiation. The transcript has 12 exons. Lineage: Eukaryota; Metazoa; Chordata; Actinopteri; Cypriniformes; Nemacheilidae. Gene Ontology annotation, cellular component: membrane. Bases 311 to 1324 code for a protein of 337 amino acids. The record is from RefSeq and is a predicted model, not a curated record.
AAUCACUACACCUACAUGUGUACUAGAGUAAUAAUCUCUUGAAAUGUCUGUAUUGCAGAAUUGUCAGUGUGGCUAUACAUUUGUGGUCCCUCCAAGUGUGCCACAGGUCAGGCAGGUUGGUGUGUCAAAGUUCACUACAAAGUUAAAGUCUGUCUAUUGCAAUUCCUAAGAGAUAAGUAAGAUAGACAAUCAAAAUGCUUCUAAAGUGAAGCUCAUUUCUAACACGCUGUAUUGGUUCGCAAAAUUGAACACAAAAUUCUCGAGAUUACAUUUUUCCUGCAUUCACCACUUAACUACCUGUAUAGCCUAGAUGUCGAGAGCACUGGCAACAACCCUUCAAGAAUGGGACAUUCAGGAGAAAGAAUUUCAGCAGAUUCAGGAGACCCGUCGACUUUACAUGCAGAAGUUAGAUGAAGUCUCCAAGCUUCAAAAGAACUUUGUUGCCUCUGUAGCUCUACUAAAGAAGAAUUUGACACCGCUAUCCAAAUCAUUGAAGAAAUGCAAUAAAGGUCUGACAGAAGAGGAUAAGAACACUGUGGAGAAGGUCAAAGUUCACGUUCAGGAUAUGCAGAACAAUUUAAAUCAAAUGGAGGCAUUUCUUCCAAAGAAAAAUGGGCUCUAUCUUAGCCUUGUCCUUGGAAACGUGAAUGUCAACCUCCUGAGCAAAGAGUUGAAAGCUGAAUACAAAGAUGAGUACGAAAAGUUCAAGCUGUUUGUGACCAUGAUUAUGUUCCUGUUGUCCUUCUUGUGUCGCUUCUUCAUCGCCUACAGAGCUGUGGAUGCACUUCUGUACUUCAUGUUGGUGUGGUACUAUUGUACCCUGACGAUCCGUGAGAGCAUUCUCAUCAGCAAUGGGUCCAGGAUUAAGGGCUGGUGGGUUGUCCACCAUUAUAUUUCUGCCUUUCUGUCGGGAGUUAUGCUAACCUGGCCAGAUGGUGAAUUGUAUCAGUCGUUCCGGAACCCAUUUCUGGCCUAUUGUAUGUAUCAAAGCUUUGUGCAAUGUCUUCAGUACUACUAUCAAAGCGGAUGUCUCUACAGACUUAAAGCACUGGGAGAACGGCACAACAUGGAUUUGACUGUUGAGGGAUUUCAGUCAUGGAUGUGGCGUGGACUGACCUUUCUCCUUCCAUUUCUUUUCCUGGGUCAAUUUUGGCAGUUUUGGAAUAGCAUAUCCCUGUUCAGAAUGGCUCAGCUCCCCGAGUGUAAGGAGUGGCAGAUAUCCAUGUGUGGUUUCUGCUUUCUGGUUCUGUUUACUGGAAACUUUUUCACCACAGUUGCAGUUGUUCGUCACAAGCUCAAGAAUGAAAAGACCAAGAGGCUGUAAUUUUUCACUUUCCUUUAAAAAUUGCUGUGAAAACUCUCCCGUAAUUUUCUAAAAGUGUAGAUCGUACUUAAAAUGAUUAUUAUAGCAAAACUGUUAUUUAUACUUCCAUUAUCAUUAAAAGAGUAUGAAACGUACAUGUAAAAGAGUAAACAAUCUGUA